AUGUCAGCUACCGGAAUUAGCAGAGUACUUGCUCUUGGUGCUAAGCGACCCAAUCCUCCAAAGCAAAAAGAAUUAGCAUCCGAGUAUAACAUAUCUGAGCAAGUAGUUUCAGAUAAUUGGUGGGAUCGAAAUAAGUGGCUUCAACUUGAGGUUGAUAGUUAUGAUGCACAACUAAAAAAAGAAUGUUCACCUGGGUUUUCAAUGAUUGAAGAGGCAAAAAGUAUUGCUUCUAAUAUUGGAGAACAACAAUUUUGUAGUUCAAGUAUUUUUUGGAAGCAGAAACCAAAAAGAACUCUUGCUACCAACCCGCAAAAAGGCCAUAAAAUUGCUAAAGAGUGUGUUAUAUGUCUCAUUGCUUGUAAUACAACGAGUAAUCAAAAAUUAAAAUUAGCAUUUAUUCAUAAAUAUAAAACAUCUCGUUCUCUUCGUAAUAUUAAUUAUAAUAGGCUUCCAGUUUCUUAUUUUUGGAAUAAAACUUGUUGGAUGCAG
This is a messenger RNA of Dentiscutata erythropus, 489 nucleotides long. The record is from the annotation of a GenBank genome assembly. Lineage: Eukaryota; Fungi; Glomeromycota; Glomeromycetes; Diversisporales; Gigasporaceae.